CUCAAGUUGCUCAUGGCUGUCACUGAAAGCCACUAUGCGUACCAAACUGAUGUACAAGAGAUACCGAAGGCUGAGGACGUCGAAGAGAAGCUGCCUAGCCCUGCUCACGCUCCUUCCGAGGCAACUCAGUCCCAUGCAGACGGGUCCUCCAAUUCAGCAGCUGCAAGCAAGACUGAGGGACCAGCGUAUAGGCUGCAAUACAUCUUGAGCGGGCACAGAAGAUCCGUCUCGUCGAUAAAGUUCAGCCCAGACGGGAAUAUGCUUGCCUCAUCAUCUUCGGACACACUCAUCAAAAUUUGGGAUACAGAGAAAUGGGAGAUGAUCACCACACUCGCUGGUCAUACACAGGGCAUCUCGGACAUUGCAUGGUCACCAGAUGGUGAAUUCCUCGCGUCCGCUUCUGACGAUAAGUCGAUACGAUUGUGGAGUUUGGAAACGAUGGAGACUGUAAAGGUUCUAAACGGGCACACGAACUUCGUCUUUUGUGUCAAUUUCAACCCGAAGUCAAACCUGCUUGUGUCUGGUGGAUACGACGAGUCUGUACGUGUGUGGGAUAUCGCACGAGGUAAAACAUUGAAGACGCUACCGGCGCAUUCUGACCCUGUCACCGCCGUAACCUUCAACCACGAUGGAUCACUCAUCGCAUCUUGUGCUAUGGAUGGUUUGAUCCGGAUAUGGGACGCAGAGUCUGGUCAAUGCCUGAAGACACUAGUAGAUGACGACAAUCCGAUAUGCUCUCAUGUCAAGUUCACUCCAAACAGCAGAUUCAUUCUUGCCUCCACGCAGGACUCAACGAUCCGACUGUGGAAUAUUCAGUCAUCUCGAUGCGUGAAGACAUAUGCGGGCCACACAAACCGCACAUUUUGCUUGUUCUCUGAUUUCGCUCCAGGCGCGAAGUAUAUCGUGAGCGGAAGUGAAGACGCGAAGAUUUAUCUCUGGAAUGUGCAGACAAGAGAGGUGGCACAAGUAUUGGAAGGACAUAAAGAUGUCGUGAUUGCAGUCGCAAGUCACCCAACUAAGGCGGUCAUUGCGUCAGCAUCUAUGGAGAAGGAUUUGACAAUCCGCAUAUGGGCCGAUCAGAGUUGUGGGAUGGAACGGGACUCGCCCGUUCCCAGUUAAUUACUUGCUAUCGAGUUGCAAAUUCUGCCCCUCUGUGUGAUGAUCAGCUGUAAGAGUAUGUGUUUACUGCGAACCCGCCCAUCCAAUUAGUUCAAGC
This is a messenger RNA of Laetiporus sulphureus 93-53, 1216 nucleotides long. Its product is annotated as WD40 repeat-like protein. The coding region runs from base 13 to 1119 and encodes 368 amino acids. The record is from RefSeq and is a predicted model, not a curated record. Gene Ontology annotation, molecular function: protein binding; snoRNA binding. Lineage: Eukaryota; Fungi; Basidiomycota; Agaricomycetes; Polyporales; Laetiporaceae. The transcript is spliced from 8 exons. Gene Ontology annotation, cellular component: small-subunit processome.